Molecule: messenger RNA, 3405 nt
Organism: Stylophora pistillata
Lineage: Eukaryota; Metazoa; Cnidaria; Anthozoa; Scleractinia; Pocilloporidae
Product: lon protease homolog, mitochondrial
Biological process (GO): protein quality control for misfolded or incompletely synthesized proteins; protein catabolic process; chaperone-mediated protein complex assembly
Cellular component (GO): mitochondrial matrix
Molecular function (GO): ATP hydrolysis activity; ATP binding; single-stranded DNA binding
Source: RefSeq, a predicted model, not a curated record
AUGUUAGCAGUAAGAAAGAUUUCAUCAGUAUGUUUUAGCAAGAAUUUAAGCCGUGAAUAUCAUAAGUUGUGCAGGCCAUUUGAGUACUGUCACCGAAUAAAUAAGAAUUUGUCGCCUCACAACAAUUUUGAUCGUUUCCAAGCGGCGAUUGAGCCUCAGAUACUGGGUGUUUUGAUAGGACAUCAUAGAAUCUCCACAUCAGCUGAUCGUUCUGCUUACAACAAGCUGCCAUGGAAAGAGAGAGAAAACAAUUUUGAGGAAAGCCAUUUGGUUUUGUUUCCAAGAAGAUACAACAAAUCUCAGAAUUCUAGUAGCCGAAGCGCAAGUGGUCAGUCCUCAGAAGGAGCCAGUGGCCAUGGAAGUGAUGAUGGAGAUGGAGGGGACAAAAAAGACGAUGGAGCUGAUGUGGUGAUUGAAGAUAAGACUGAGACCAAGGUUGACCCUGCUGCAGGGGCCUUGGCACAGGUCCAUGUACCUGAUGUGUUCCCUGAGGUGCCACUUUUACCAAUUCACAGAAAUCCAGUUUUCCCACGAUUUGUUAAGAUGAUGGAGAUCACAGACAAGUCCCUGAUGGAGUUAAUCAGAGUAAAAUCAAGACUUGCACAGCCUUAUGCAGGUGCCUUUCUUAAAAAGGAUGACAGCAACGAGGCAGAAACAGUAACCAGUUUGGAUGACAUCUACCAAGUGGGUGCAUUUGUGCAAAUCACAGAGCUCUAUGACAUGGGAGAUAAAAUAAGAAUGGUUGUACUAGGACACAGAAGGAUUAAAAUCACUGGAAUCUUUGAUUAUCCCUCUCACAAAGAAGAACAGUCUGCUGACACUCCUGUCAUUGCCGAGGCAACUCUUGACUCCAUCCCACAACAAGAGGAUGUUCCCAGAAAACCCAUCCUGAUGGUCUCUGUUGAGAAUGUGCUCCAUGAGCCUUUCAAAGUAACCGAGGAAGUCAAGGCACUGACUGCAGAGGUCAUCAAGACUAUACGUGAUAUUAUAUCAUUGAAUCCUUUAUACAAAGAGUUCUUGGCACAGCUUGUCGAAGGAGGCAAAAGAGUGGCGGACAAUCCUGUCCAUUUGGCUGAUUUUGGUGCUGCACUUACUAGUGCGGAAACUGCACUUCUGCAGGAAGUUUAUGAAGAGACAAGAGUUCCAGUGCGAUUGCGUCUCACUCUUGAACUGCUCAAGAAAGAACUUGCUAUCUGCCUUUUGCAACAACAGCUAGGGAAAGAGGUGGAAGAAAAAGUAAACAAACAACAGAACAAAUACUUGCUCCAAGAACAACUUAAGAUCAUCAAAAGAGAACUUGGCUUAGAAAAGGAAGACAAAGAAGCAGUUGGGGAGAAGUUCAGGAAUAGAAUAAAGGAUCUUAAUGUUCCUAAACAUGCUGAAGAAGUUAUUGAAGAAGAACUGUCUAAACUGGCAUAUCUUGAUGCUCAUUCAUCAGAAUUUAAUGUAACACGGAAUUAUUUGGAUUGGUUGACAAGCAUCCCUUGGGGAAUUCACAGUAAAGAGAACUUCAAUAUUAGUCAGGCACGAGAAGUACUGGAUGAAGAUCAUUAUGGGCUGCAAGAUAUUAAGGACAGAAUACUGGAGUUUAUUGCCGUAAGCCAUUUGAAUGCAACUGUCCAGGGGAAAAUCCUUUGCUUUACAGGCCCACCAGGAGUGGGGAAAACCAGUAUUGCUAGGUCUAUUGCAAGAGCACUCAACAGACAGUAUUUUAGAUUCAGUGUCGGUGGAAUGACAGAUGUGGCUGAGAUCAAAGGACAUAGGCGCACAUACAUUGGUGCAAUGCCGGGAAAAAUUAUACAGUGUCUUAAAAAGACUAGAACAGAAAACCCUUUGAUACUUAUCGAUGAGGUGGAUAAGAUUGGCCGAGGUGUCCAGGGAGAUCCUGCUUCGGCUUUACUUGAACUCCUUGAUCCGGAACAGAAUUCAGGUUUCCUUGAUCAUUAUCUGGAUGUGCCAGUGGAUCUCUCAAAGGUUCUAUUUAUAUGUACAGCUAAUAUUACUGACACAAUUCCUGGUGCCUUAAAGGACAGAAUGGAAAUAAUUAACGUGUCUGGAUAUGUAGAAGAUGAAAAAAAAGCAAUUGCCAAGACGUAUCUCAUUCCCCAAGCACGAAAAAGUGCAGGUAUUACAGAAGAACAAGUAGAUAUUCACGAUCCGUCGCUGGCUCUUCUCAUCAAAGCCUACUGCAGGGAAAGUGGAGUCAGGAACCUUCAAAAACAUAUAGAGAAGAUCUUCCGCAAAGCUGCUUUGAGGAUAGUACAGGGUACUGAGGAAGAAUUGAACGUUACAGAGGAGAAUCUUCACGAAUACGUCGGCAAGCCACUGUUUAACAGUGACCGAUUAUAUGAUGAAACCCCACCAGGGGUAGUCAUGGGUCUAGCCUGGACUUCACUUGGUGGUACUACCCUCUACGUCGAAACUUCGCUGAACGAGUCAUCCUCUGGCGAUGACAGCAGAGGUCAACCUUCUCUUGAAGUAACAGGCCAGCUAGGAGAUGUGAUGAAGGAGAGUUCACGAAUAGCGUACACAUUUGCAAAGCAAUUUUUGUCGAAAGAAGAUCCAAACAGUGAAUUUUUUAGGCAUGCUUCUAUUCAUCUUCAUGUUCCAGAGGGAGCCACCCCUAAAGAUGGGCCAUCCGCUGGCUGCACCAUUAUCACAGCGCUCCUAUCUCUGGCCAAGAACACACCAGUUAGACAGAAUAUUGCCAUGACUGGGGAAGUAUCACUCACUGGAAAGGUUCUUCCGGUCGGAGGAAUAAAAGAGAAAACAAUUGCGGCCCGACGUGCGGAAGUCGACUGUGUCAUUUUACCUGAAGGAAAUCGUAAAGACUUUGCUGAUCUACCAGAGUUUGUCAAAGAAGGACUUGAAGUUCACUUUGUUUCUCAUUACACUGACGUUUAUCGAAUUGCUUUUGAGUCAUGACAUCGGCUCCACUGCGAGCGGAAAAAUCGUUCGGAAGUCUGUAGUGGAAUACCUUGAUUAUUAUUUUAACGAUCAUUGACAUCACUAGAAGUGAUUCUCUCAAGUUCCAUCUACAAACGAAACGGCCAUUUUUGCACUGAAGAAAGCAACAUGUACGUCUGAAUAUCAUGGAAUGCUUAAGCAACUAUACAACACCUUCUUUGUAGAAUGACGUUUUUCUAAGAAUACGAUUGAUUCCAAUACGAAAGAGAGUAACACGAGAAGCGGUUAGACUCCAAAGGUGCUGGGAUUUUUUCGUUAAAAAUAUCAAGCAGCUCGUUACCUCUCGAUAUCUCUAUAAUUGACGCCAAGUGGUUGUCAAAUGUGCAGUGAAGAGUCGUUAUCCUCAACCUCAUGCGUUCAAGAUAUCAGUUCGCCCUUAUCAACUUUGCGAGUUCGCCCUCUGAAGUGAAACAAAUUCACCCCCCCCCCUCCCCCCUC